Molecule: messenger RNA, 2589 nt
Organism: Sipha flava (yellow sugarcane aphid)
Lineage: Eukaryota; Metazoa; Arthropoda; Insecta; Hemiptera; Aphididae
Product: lisH domain-containing protein ARMC9-like
Exons: 10
Coding region: 343-2235 (630 amino acids)
Biological process (GO): cilium assembly
Cellular component (GO): ciliary basal body; centriole; ciliary tip
Molecular function (GO): protein binding
Source: RefSeq, a predicted model, not a curated record
AUGUGACAAAGUUAAAAAUUAAUAAAUAUUAUAUAUCUUUGUAACUGAAACUGUUAUUACGUUAAGUGCGCAUUAUUGUUUGAAAAAUCCGUCCUAGCCGAAACAUGGAUGAUUGUGAGCUCUUUCACCAGCGGUUGUUAUCAAACUAGAAAGAAAUAAAACUCGGUUCGCUGCGCUAUGUAUAAUUGCGUAGGUACUUGUGUGUAUACACCAACGCCGUUGGCGACAAUAUCGAUUUAACGCCGGCGAACACGCUACGGUUGAAUGUUUAUGAAUACACAAAAACAGUCGACGCGCUUCGGGGCGUAGCGUUUGUCUCAGUUGAGCUUGCAGUCGCCGACAAUGGAUAGGUUGAAAAAGUACUCGACGUGCGAAGCGAAAACGUUGCAACACAUCUACGAAUUUUUGUUGUCCAACAACAUGACGGAGACCUCCGCCUGUUUCCUCGAGGAAUGUUGCAAGCUGAACAUGCCGGCGCCGUCGAGAACGACGGAGACCAAUGUUCCAGCUCGCAUAUCCAAAGACCGUGCGGCGUCCGUAAUCGAAUCUUUUCAAACCGCUUCUAGGUCAACGUUUAUGAAGAUAUGGGACGAUUUGCCGAACGAGAUUAAACGAAUCGACGAGUACAGAAAACUAACGUUCUACCUUCACGUGUACUACACCAUAGAAGAGUGUGAAAAACGAUCGGGUAAAUCUGAAACCUGUAGCGACAGCAAAUGCGGGGAAAACGACGAGGGAAGUGCGAUGGAGGCAUUUCGCACUUUUCUCGUGCAAAGGGGUGCGGAGUUCAGCACAAAAACCGAAUUCCUACCGUAUUUCGCGCUGCCCUACGUGUUCGACCCGAUGCAACAUCCCUCGUUCAAAAAUCUGUUCAAAGGAAACCGAUGGUGCGUCUCGUUGAACAAACGACUGGAGGACUUUAUUCUGGAUAUCGCAAUCAACUCGUCGAUCAUACUGGUGCCCAGCAAAGACGUGCAAAAACGAAAACUAACCAAAAAAAAUUUUAAAUCGCUGUACAAGGAAUAUAAACCCUUGAAUGUUUUAGCGGCAGAACUUUUAAACGCGUUAGAAAACUCAAUACGAGGACAAUCGAUUAAUUUAGAAAUUAUUUUGAAAAAUUGUAACGCCGUGGUGGAAACUAACGAAGAGAACGAACAAAACUUAAAGAUGGUAGAUGAUGGAUUCGAUUUGGCCGUGUAUAAAAUCAAACUCGAACUUCGAGACGGUAAUAGUACCAAGAACAAAUUACUAAUUUUACAAGCUCUGCGGUGGAGGUUGACCAAAUCGGAGAAUAGAUCGGACACGGUGGCCAUGAUGAAGAAACACGAUCUGUUGGACUUGCGUAAGACGAAAGCCGAUAAUGGUAUCAUGAAAUGGUUAACGAUGACGAACGGACCUCACCCACUGCAGCAGAUGAUCUCGAGACUGCUGAACGCGCUAGCGUCUUUCCACAAUGGUCGCAGAUAUCUGGCGGGUUCGCCGUUCCUGUUGCGUCUCAUCGUGACCCAGACCAUAUCUUCUCAACACUUUUGGGACACGAUCACGAGCAACAUGUUGUUGGGAACGCUGCAAAAACUCAGCACGAAAUCGCGACAGCGGACGACGAUGAUCGCGGCAGGCUUGACCACGUGGUUGGCCGAUCAGCUCGUCCGGAAGAGCGAAUUCGACGGUGAUCGGAACAAGUACGAGAUGUAUGACCUGGAGUAUAGUCUGGCGCUUUUCAUGAACCUGUGCCAGUGUCAGUCGGCCGUUCAGGCUUGUAGUUCCCGUGCCCGUAACCUGUUCAAGAGCCUGAGCAUUUUCAUCUCGACAAUGGACGUGGACAUUAUACCAUGUAUAUCUGGAAUAUUGUACAACUUUUUUAAAAAUCCGGGCAUGAUGGCUGUGGCUAAGGAGGAAGGGCUAACCGACGUCAUCGAGAAAACGAUCGAAAAUAAUAUCAACGCGUAUCCGUCGGCGAUUGAACAACUAGUCGACGUAAGGAAUAUAUUGUUACAAAACAAACAUCCGGCUUUCGAUCUAUCGGACGAUGAUGAUGAUGAUGACGACGACAAGGAAGACUACGACGAUAAUAGCAACGAAGACGAAAGAAGCAGCGACAACAAUGACGAUAACGACGACGUCGAAAAUCUAGAGGCUGAACUAGACGAAGAUGACCCAUUGAAGAUUCAACCAAACGGCGAAGAUUUUCUUGUCAACUACAAAACGGCGAAUCGUGCGACGCCCGAACAAUAACAGUGCAACAAUAUAGUAUCGUAUUAUUCGUAUAAAAACGCCUUGUAAACGCUAUGUAGAGAUAACUCAAUACACAUGUAUGUACGUAUCCUUGUACACUUUAUACCUAACUCAGUUAUUGUUUUCCCGUCUCACACGGGACCACAAUAUUAUAAUACACCGACAAACCGUAUCCGUUGCUCAACAGUAUUGUUUUAAUUAUUAUAAUUAUUUAUUUAUUAUUAUUAUUGUGUUAUUAUUGUAUUGCUUUUUCGAUUAACAUAAGUAUUGUGGCGGUUAAUUACGCGAAUACAAAUGUUUAAGACGGCAAAAAAAAAAUGUAAAACAGAUUAAAAAUCUAAUUUUAAAACCGCA